UCUUUGAUCCUGUUUUUUCUAAUCAUCCACUUCUUCCAGUGUUCCCGUCUUAUCUCCUGAUAAGUGUGUGGAGUCACUCUGCACAUGCUCAGUUUGGUUUUUUGUUUUUCUUGGGAGAGUGCAUGUGUUCAGCACAGGACCAAUCGGCACUGUCCAGACAGAGGGUCAGGGGUUUUGCAUCCUCCUAGAGCAGAAAGAAAACUCAUCCUACAAGCUUUAACAUGUGCUCCGCUGGACGCUGAUAGAAGUCACUAGACUGCUAUAUACUGCUGAUGAGAAAAGGUAUUUAGCAGUUUACAUUUACUAA
Molecule: messenger RNA, 307 nt
Organism: Staurois parvus
Lineage: Eukaryota; Metazoa; Chordata; Amphibia; Anura; Ranidae
Source: the annotation of a GenBank genome assembly